This is a messenger RNA of Nicotiana attenuata, 1866 nucleotides long. Its product is annotated as trafficking protein particle complex subunit 13. Gene Ontology annotation, cellular component: TRAPPIII protein complex. NCBI's taxonomy places the organism in Eukaryota, Viridiplantae, Streptophyta, Magnoliopsida, Solanales, Solanaceae. The transcript is spliced from 12 exons. The record is from RefSeq and is a predicted model, not a curated record. The coding region runs from base 150 to 1502 and encodes 450 amino acids.
UUUCCCUUUUAGCCUAACAGUUCAUAAUUGAUACUCCAAUUUUGUAAUCUUUUAUACUCCCCCUUUCCUUCCUCGAAGGAAAAUUGCCUUCAGAAAUCAUUCGAGAGAGGAAACAAAAUUCACAGAAGCCACAGCGAAUCGAAAUCUAGAUGAAGAUGAGCAGUACGCAAGGUCCACAUUCUCUGGCCUUUAGGGUCAUGCGACUAUGUCGACCUUCUCUUCACGUCGAAACUCCGCUCCGUUUCGACCCUACAGAUCUCUUGUUCGGCGAAGACCUGUUCGAUGAUCCUGUUGCCGCUGAGCAUCUCCCUCGUCUCCUAGCCGAUACCGUCUCCUCCGCUGCCGCCACCACCGCCGGCAAUACUUCAGCUGAUCCCUCGGAUCUGUCUUACCGGAAUAGAUUCCUUCUUCAGCAUCCUUCUGAUUCGCUUGGACUCCCUGGCCUCCUACUUCUCCCUCAGUCCUUCGGGGCGAUAUAUUUGGGAGAGACAUUCUGCAGUUAUAUAAGCAUUAAUAACAGCUCCAACUUUGAAGUUAGAGAUGUUACCAUCAAGGCAGAAAUCCAAACAGAGAGGCAGAGGAUACUUCUUUUAGAUACUUCUAAAUCACCUGUGGAAUCAAUACGUGCUGGAGGGAGAUAUGACUUCAUUGUGGAACAUGAUGUGAAAGAACUUGGUGCACACACGUUGGUAUGCACUGCUCUUUAUAGCGACAAUGAUGGUGAGCGUAAAUAUCUUCCACAAUAUUUCAAAUUUAUGGUCGCAAACCCACUUUCUGUUAGAACAAAGGUUCGCGUUGUUAAGGAAACUACCUUUUUGGAGGCUAGCAUAGAGAAUCAUACAAAAUCUAAUCUCUAUAUGGACCAAGUUGAUUUUGAGCCAGCUCAGCAUUGGAGUGCUACAGUACUAAGAGGUGUUGAUCAUCAACCAGAGAGCAGACAGCCAAUGAGUGAUGUAUUUAAGCCCCCUGUUCUCUUAAGAUCUGGAGGCGGGGUCCAUAAUUUCCUCUACCAAUUGAAAUUAUCAUCCGAUGGCUCUUCAUUGCCAAAGGUGGAGGGAAGUAAUGUCUUGGGCAAACUCCAGAUUACUUGGCGCACAAAUUUGGGAGAACCUGGACGCCUUCAGACACAACAAAUUCUUGGAAGUCCUAUUGCUCAUAAAGACAUUGAGCUAAGAGCAGUGGAAGUGCCAUCCAUUAUCAUGCUGGAGAAACCUUUCGUAGUACGGUUGAAUCUCGCAAACCAGACAGACAGGUUGCUGGGCCCUUUUGAAGUUUGGGUGUCACAAAAUGAAUCACUCGAUGAGAAGGCUGUUAUGGUUAAUGGUCUUCUAACAAUGCAUUUGGCGCAGGUGGAAGCAUUUAGCUCUUCAGAAUUCCAGUUGAACCUGAUUGCUGUGAAGCAUGGGGUACAGAAAAUCACAGGCAUUACAGUGUUUGACACGCGUGAGAAGAAAACAUAUGAUUCUUUGCUGGAGUUGGAGGUAUUUAUCGAUUCACAGUAGGUGCUUGAGCCAGAUGUGGUUGCAAAAUAAUAGGAAGGCUGAUCUGAUUGAGGUUGGAGUUUCUGUUGGUUGAGAGUUUUUACAACUCGGAACGUCAAAGUUGAGAUCUAGCCAGUUCAUUGUCAAAGGAAUUCUCGUCGUCCAAACAGAUGAGAAGGACACUUGACCGUUGAAUGGUCCCAAUGGAUCUUAGCAUUCAUCCAGAAGAUCUUAAAAUGAUGUAACAUGUGUUUUUCUCGAUCAAUCGGCAGUGUACACUAGCUAGCACAUGUUAUUUUCUUAGUAUAUAGUUUUGUGCCUGUCCUACUCUACCAAUGUGCUACAAUUUCUGAUGAAGAUCAUUUUCUUUGGUCUUGCCUUUGUC